Molecule: messenger RNA, 537 nt
Organism: Xenopus laevis (African clawed frog)
Lineage: Eukaryota; Metazoa; Chordata; Amphibia; Anura; Pipidae
Product: OX-2 membrane glycoprotein
Exons: 2
Coding region: 10-522 (170 amino acids)
Source: RefSeq, a predicted model, not a curated record
UGCUCAUAAAUGAAAGUGAAAAUUGUAGUUGUGGCGGGAAAAAUUCAUUCCGAGGGAAUUGUGCUGGCGGGAAGAAGUGUUCCCAUUAUGUCCCUGUACAGGAGAGAGUUUCCCUUCCAGAAGGUUUCUGUUAUAUUACUGUGUCUGGCUCAUACUGCAGUAUCUGAACCUGGAGUAAAAUGCAAAUUCUCAGGACCUGCCAUUAUAGGGGGUAACGCUACACUGAGGUGCCAACUCCCAGGAUCCUUUGAGGUGCUGCAGGUGACCUGGCAAAGGAGUAAAGAUGGCUUCCGAGAAAACAUUGCGACCUACAGCAACAAGUAUGGGGUCAAGGUACUGAGCCCCUUUAACAAACGAGUAGAGGUUUUCAACACAAGCCCAAAAAAGUCAUCCAUGAAGAUUUCUGCACUGACAAAGGAGGAUGAAGCCUGUUAUAUUUGUGUCUUCAAUGUGUAUCAGCACGGAGCCUACACUGGGCAAGUCUGUCUCCCCACCCUGGGUAAGUUAUUCUGCUUAUUCUGACCUGGCAUUCGCCAU